AUGGACCCGCUACCGCCAAAGGCCGGCCAAAGCGCAGAGCCCGAGGUGGUUUUCGUUACUGAUCCAUGGGAAAAGACAUUUGUGAUUCCCAUCGAAGCAGCCAAAAAAUGGGAGGAUAUCUUGGCGCUCAUCUCCAACGCCCACUCCCAGCCAAGAGACGAAACACUGUGCCAGAAACUCUCCGAGGGAGCGUACGAUAUCACCGGCCCUGACGGCAGCGUGAUUCUUCCCCAGCUUUGGGCCUCUUUUGUCCGACCCGGCCUUCGCGUCACCAUCGCGCUGUGGGACCCACUGAGACCGCCGUCCCCUUCUCUUCGGUCCGCCCCGCCCGCCGCCCCGUCUCGGCAAGCACCUUCGCGCUCGAACGCCAACGCCUCGGGGGUGAAUACCAUCCGAUCAUCCGUGGCCGGUAGCGGCGGCGAGCAAUCGCCCCAGCUCCGACACCGAAAGGGCCCGCCCGCGAAGGGCCCGCCCCGGGUUGGCCACCGCUGCCGACCCGGCCGCGAAGUUCCAUCGCGAGCGAAUCCGCAAGCUCGUCAGCCUACUCGCCGGUUAGGCCACCGCGCAACAGUUAUCGCGACGCCGCCCAAGGGCGUCGAGCCGGGGAGUCCUCCUGUGGCUCCUGAAUCUGAGCUCGUCAUUGCCCUGAGCGAUCCCCGUGGCGAGGCCGCGCGCGCGCUGGAGGAGAGCUAUAAUGAGUCGUCUGGCGACGAGCUUCCAGCCUCGAAAAGGCCUGUUCCCAAUAGGCGCGGGGCCAACGUCAAGUCCGGCACAGGGGCUGGGGGUGGGCCUCUGCAAAAGGUGGCACAUUCGCCUCGGAGGCCUGUAGAGAUUCAAGGCAUGACGGUGAAGGAGUUUAGGGAAGCGCGAAUCUAUCUUGACGAGACUGAGAGUACAGGGUCCCGGAGCAUCUCGCUGAUAGAGACGACCGACGUAACAAAAGAUUCGGCCCCAAAGAUGGGAUCCUCGCGACGGCUCAAGUGCAUUCACGUUAGUAGAGACGUACUGAACCUUGACGAGCUAGAGGAAAUCGCUCUACACGAUAGCAACAUGUUUGACCCAAGUACAGACGGACACGCAAUCGCGGCAACACGCCUACUUUUAGAAAAGUUCCGUCGGCAGACCUUCUCCAGAUCAGACGGCACAGUCCUGUCCACAAGCUUUCCCGGCCAUGGAAUCCCGGGGGCAGCCAAAGACAACCGCGCAUCAGCGACCCUGAUAUCAGUGCCCCUGCUCUACGUCGAUACACUGCACGGGGGCGGCGUCGCGAAUGGCAAAUUUGUCCGUACGUCAGGAAGGCUGCACGAGGUGUUUAACAUGCGCAACAAGUCGCUCGAGAGGGACAAAGCCCAGGCGCUGAUCGUGGCGUCGCCGCCGGGAGUUGAGGAGAUUAUCUGGGUUGGAUACGUGUGGAUCUUGGCUGUUGAUGGCUACGGAAUCAUAACAUACGGCUCGCAGCACGCAGAGCAUCUCUUGGAGCAAAAUAUGGCCCAACAACUCAUGAGCUCCCCAUCGUCCAUCCAGAGCCCCAAGGUGGAAGUGACCAAUGCCAAGGGCCAUCGCAUCGAGUUACCACUGAAGCGGCUUAGCAGUUUCUUUGUGCUUCGGCAAAUUAUCGAGGAAGAAAACGCACGUCACGGUGAACACGAAAUUUACGGCUGGCGGCUACGCAGGGGCGGCAGCAUUACGAUUCGUCUCAAAAGGCUCAACCAUGCACGAAAAACGGCUUUCCCGAGCGGGACAGUAGCCACGACAGGCCAGAGUGGACUCCCAGAAGGGGAAGAGGAGUCGACAGAAAUUGUUGACUCUAGCGGGGGUAGUCUGGAUGACACGGCAGUCGAAGAUGGGGAUGUGAAGACUCCCACAGGGAAAAUCUCAAAGAAGGCCAAACCGGUGGCGGAGAAACAAUACCUAUCUUUUAACAUGCGCGGCCUUGACUCAUCCAUCGCGCCCUUCGGCGUCUCGCCCUCCGAGACUAGCCCGCCGCCCUCGCUGGAUACGAACCGCGAGGUAGAGUUCGAAACAAGCGAGAAGGAGACCACACUCCAUAUGCGGAGUCUAAACCUCCACAGAAUCAUGGCUUCCCUUAAGGCCGACCCCAGUUUCGUCAUUGACAGUCUAGCACAAGAGUUUCCGAACAUCGAUUUAGACUUGAGUGUUACAACAAAAGCUGCCAAGGAAUCUCUGGAUAUCCCGAGACUUCCGCUUCGCGCGCGAAAACUUGCCAUGGAUUUCGGACAGGCGGCCAUCACAACCCUAGAGAUAUUCACGACAAAGGAUCCCGCCAAUCCUCUGAUGAAGCACUGCGAAGACUCCAUAGCACGGAUGCUACAGGCAUCCAUAAUCUCAACACCAGCCAUCGAUCCCAAAACAAGAUGGAUCCUACGCCCCCGUAUCUCCGAUAUCGUCGGCGUCGACAACAUCAAGGGCCCGACCGACCCAGCGAGGUGCAGGAGAUGCAGCGGAGGGCGCAUCUACCCGUCUCGCGUGGACGCCCUGCGCCACCUUCAAAAGAGGCACACGCUGAUCUCCACCCCGCUACACAAGCUCGAAGCCUGUCUCGUCUCGCUCGCGGAAGCCGGGCCCGCCACCCUCGACGCCGAGUAUGUCGGCACUCUGGACCUGCUUCGUGACACCAUGGCCCGCUUGUGCGAACGCUCUUUCCAGAUCCAGCUCGUUAUAGCCGAAGUACAGCGCACGACCGGCGAGUUGCCGCCCCGCGUCCCGCUCCACCGAGCCGUGGCCGCGCUGGCGCUCAUCUAUGCCUACAUCAUGGCCGUACCGCUCCUUCUCGACGAGAUUGAGAAGCACUACGUGCACGACGUGCACUUGGAGGACGCAAAGUAUCUUGAAUUGCCGUGGAAGAUCCGGUAUAAACGUGUUGUAGUGGAAAAGGUUGGCAUGGCUGCGCGCAAUUGUGUCAAAGCGGCCGGGGACGCCCUAGACACCCCUCUACACAUUCGUCAGGCGCUGAACGGGGUCAGGCGGUACGAGCCGGUCGGUAUGACUACGCUAGCUGCGAGGAUGCUGUCGAACCUGGUGCAGGAUAUCACGCAUCGAGGAAGGUCCGUGUCUGAUAUCUACGAAGCAUGUUGUGAAGACUGGAGCAGCGAAGUUCUCACCCGCGCCAUGAAACCCCAAGUCCUCGCCAUCGGCGCCUUCACCGACGAAGUCCGCAAGCUCAAAAACCGCGCCAAGGAGCGGCGCCAGGACAAGCGCAGCCUAGAGGGGCGGAUGAUGCGCACCGCGCGGAAAGAGCUGCAGGAAAGAGUGGCGCUGUACAACGCGACGCUGGAGCGGUCGGCGCACCUGGUGAGCAGCGUCCGCGAACUCACCGAGAUCAUGCGCGACAAGGACAACAAGGCCGUCGUCCUCUUCACGCUCAUCACCGUCAUCUUCCUGCCCCUCAGCUUCGUGGCGUCGUACCUGAGCAUGAGCGACGGGCCGGCCGGGGACGACUGGGACGGCGUGCAGGGCCUGUUUUGGAAGACGGCGGGCCCGCUCGCCGCGGUGAUUGGCGUGUUCUGCCUGCUCGUGUCGUGGAACGGGAGCACGGUGCAGGCGGCGAGGCGGUGGACGCGGAGGGCGGUUGGGAAGGACCGGUCCGUGACUCUCCUCCGCCAACGCCGGGUUGUCGGCGUCCAAUGUCAGCGUCGCCCACGGUCAGGUCACAACCGCAGAUCUCUACCUCCCUUCAUUGGGGGCUCGCCCUCGUUUAUGUCCAGCUUCAAGGCGAGCGUCGUAGCCACAGAGGGCCAAAACACCGUGUUCGCUUUGAGCUGCACAGACGGCCCCUGCAACCCCGUGGCCGGUGGCACCGGGACCUUGACGUUUACCGGCGGUCCUCGAACAUACCAUUACUCGGGAACAUUCGGCAGCUUGACAAUGGAUUGGCACUGCUCGCUAGAAGGCUGCCCCUCAGCUACUCUGGCGGAGUGCACGACCACCAGGGUCCUUGACGGUUCCACGUCUGUUGAGACCGGCCGUCCUGAAGUUCCAACCAUCCUGCCGCUCUUGUUGGAACAAGAAGUAUCACCAGCAGCUGACGUUGCCUGCGGUCCGGUCGAGGUUGAGCCCACGGCGUCUGCUGAGCCUACGGCCAUUGCACCUACCGCUACGAGGACGAAGCCGCCGAGCCCUCCCCAGAUUACCCGGGAGCCUGGUGAAGAUGAAGAUGACGAGGAUGACGAUGAGGACGACGAGGAAGAUGAUGAGGAUGAUGAAGAUGAUGAUGAGGACGACGACGAUGAUGAUGAUGAUGAUGACGACGAUGAUGAUGACGAUGACGAUGACGAUGAGGACGACGACGAUGAUGAUGAUGAUGACCAUGGCCAUGGACUCUGGCCCGGCUUUGGCAAGCACCCUGGCUUCGGCAAGCGUCCCGGCUUUGGAAGGCCCCUAAAUUCGGAAAACCCCCGGCUUUGGCAAGCCCCCGGUUUCGGCCCCGGAAAGGGCUUCGGUCCUGGAAAGGGUUUCGGCCCCGGCAAAGGUCUCAGCGAAGAGGACGUCCCCGAGAACAGCUCCUCCGACAGCGGCCCCGGCACCUCUUCCGGAAAUAACGGCGGCGCGGCAUCCCCGAGCGGGCCCGUCAGGGUCUCUGGGGCCGUGUUGCCGUCCACGUCUAGCUGGCUCGUAACUGUCGCGCUGGUGGGGGCUAUCGGUGCUGCGUUGUAG
Molecule: messenger RNA, 4674 nt
Organism: Parascedosporium putredinis
Lineage: Eukaryota; Fungi; Ascomycota; Sordariomycetes; Microascales; Microascaceae
Source: the annotation of a GenBank genome assembly